ACGCCUAAACUUCCCCUUUGGAUAGUCUCAAAGUUCUCGUUUAUACCCGCAGAGAGAUGGAUAUCGACUUGACGCCGAGGCUCUCGAAGAAAUCGUACGGCGGGGACGGCGGCGCCUACUACGCCUGGUGCAGCGAGGAGCUCCCGAUGCUCCGGGCCGCCAGCAUUGGGGCGGCGAAGCUCGCGCUGGAGGAGCGGGGAUUGUCGCUCCCGAGCUACUCCGACUCCGCUAAGGUUGCCUACGUCCUCCAAGGUAUUGGAACUUUUGGCAUUGUGCUUCCAGAGGCUACAAAAGAGAAGGUAAUUGCGAUAAAGAAGGGCGAUGCUAUUGCCCUUCCUUUUGGAGUUGUGACCUGGUGGUUCAAUCCCAAUGACACUGAACUUGUGGUACUCUUCCUCGGGGACACUUCGAAGGGCCACAAGGCUGGGCAAUUCACCAAUUUCCCCAUCACUGGCACCAAUGGCAUCUUCACAGGCUUCAGUACUGAAUUUGUUAGUCGUGCUUGGGACCUAACUGAAGAUGAGGCAAUCAACCUUGUCAGCAGCCAAACCAAUUCUGGUAUUGUCAAGGUUAAGGUUGGCCAAGCAAUGCCUGAACCUUCACCGAAGGAUAGAGAGGGCAUAGUCCUCAACUGCGAGGAAGCGCCUCUAGACGUGGACAUCAAGAACGGUGGGUGUGUUGUAGUCCUGAACACUAAGAAUCUUCCACUGGUCGGACAGGUUGGCCUUGGUGCUGAUCUCGUGAGGAUCAAUGGCCAUGCCAUGUGUUCUCCUGGAUUCUCUUGUGAUUCAGCUUACCAGGUGACUUAUAUCGUGCGAGGCAGCGGUCGUGUUCAGGUGGUCGGGAUAGACGGCAAGUGUGUUCUCAAGACACAUGUGAAGGCUGGUUAUCUCUUCAUCGUGCCAAGGUUCUUUGUUGUAUCAAAGAUUGCCGAUGCUGAUGGAAUGGAGUGGUUCUCUAUCAUAUCCACGCCUAACCCUGUGUUCACUCAUUUAGCCGGAAAGACUUCUGUGUGGAAGUCGAUGUCCUCGGAGGUGUUGCAAGCUGCGUUCGACACCACCCCUGAGCUAGAGAAGCUGUUCAGAUCUAAAAGGACUUCCGAUGAAAUCUUCUUCCCUCCCAAUUAAGCUAGUAGUUAGUUAGUUAGUUUCUUGCGUCCAAAUAAAGCUCAGUACAAUUUGUGUUAAGCAUUAUGAUAGACAUCAUUUGGUGUCUUAAUCUACCAUGAAAUCUAAUGUCGGUCUGUUUUAGUGCAAUAACGACCUUCUGAUACUGUCUUUUUAUUCAUCUUCACAAUGUUGGUUAAAGCAUUAGCUUUUAAAAA
Zingiber officinale is the source of this 1324-nucleotide messenger RNA. Its product is annotated as glutelin type-D 1-like. Bases 57 to 1127 code for a protein of 356 amino acids. NCBI's taxonomy places the organism in Eukaryota, Viridiplantae, Streptophyta, Magnoliopsida, Zingiberales, Zingiberaceae. Gene Ontology annotation, molecular function: nutrient reservoir activity. The transcript is spliced from 3 exons. The record is from RefSeq and is a predicted model, not a curated record.